This is a messenger RNA of Penaeus monodon (black tiger shrimp), 1168 nucleotides long. RefSeq lists its product as uncharacterized. Bases 148 to 606 code for a protein of 152 amino acids. The transcript is spliced from 3 exons. NCBI's taxonomy places the organism in Eukaryota, Metazoa, Arthropoda, Malacostraca, Decapoda, Penaeidae. The record is from RefSeq and is a predicted model, not a curated record.
AGCUCGCAGUUUGUUGAGUAAAGACGAAGUGUACGUAACGUGCCUUGGAUCAGCGCCCGCCAGUGUUGCAUACAUCGAAUUCAAACAGCAUAAAGAGAAAGGAAAGUGCGAAGUAAACCAAAGAUUUGCGGGCGUGCACAACCCACAAUGGAUAAAUUAAUCUACGCCACAGUCGUCCUCGCUCACCUGUGUUCACCUGGACUGACCAAGGAGGCCGCGUCCCACGGAACGCUUCAGAUGUUCAGCUCCGUCAACGCCCCCGCCAAACAGGUGACGGACGGGAAGAUGGCGAUGCCCUUCCGUGAGUGCGGGUACGUCCUGUGCAACGUCUCUGACGCCUUCACCAACGAGACGACGCACCUCUGGGAUUACUACGUGGACUGGGAGCUCCCCGCCGGGGCGCAGGGCAGCGAGAGCGUGUUCGUGCUGGCCAACAGGUUCCAGAUGCCCCGCUCGUACCUGGUCUUCACGGGAUUCACCGCGGACUUCGCCGGCGACUACAGGUGCGUCCUCAGCUUCCGCCUGGAGACCGUGUCCUCCGUCAGCCUCAGCCUCAGCAUGUCCGAGGGCGCCGCGCAGAAGGACUGCAGCAACGUGCCCGCCUGAGGAGGUCGCGGGGGCGGCGAUCGCUCCCAGGGGAGGAGUCAUUCCCAGGAGAGGAGGAGGAUUAUGAAAGUAGAGCCUCUCAGUGUUUGCGAGACACUGACGCCAGUGUGAUUCACCUUUUCACUAUUGUUGACUGUGAUAGAAAGUUUUCUACGGCGGAUACAGUGACUGACAUAGUGUAUGCUUUUAUUAAAAAUGACCUGUAGUGCAUGACCACAAAAGUAUCCUGACGUAGAAAAUACAAGAUGCAUUAAUUGUAUAAAGACAAAAGGCGAAAAAAAUCAAAAUUUGUAACGUUAUAUCUCUAUAUGACGAACAUUGAAGAAUUUAUCCUAUUGUAAAGGAUAUUAAAGAAAUCAAAUAAAGGUAAAAACAAUAUAUUUAUUAAAUGCCCAAUUUUUCAUCACAGAAGAAGCUUACGUUAGUGUAUAUGUGUAACUAAAGUGAUAUUUUGCAUAUGUUCAUGCGUGCACAUGCUUUCUGAAUGUUGUUAUGUGAAAAUGGACGUGAGGUGUCACGUGUAUUUAUUUAUUGUGUUAUUAAUGAAUGGAUGGAAACACAA